This is a messenger RNA of Aspergillus nidulans FGSC A4, 4866 nucleotides long. Its product is annotated as putative gelsolin repeat protein. The record is from RefSeq and is a predicted model, not a curated record. The transcript has 2 exons. Gene Ontology annotation, molecular function: actin filament binding. NCBI's taxonomy places the organism in Eukaryota, Fungi, Ascomycota, Eurotiomycetes, Eurotiales, Aspergillaceae. The coding region runs from base 1 to 4866 and encodes 1621 amino acids.
AUGACUUCCACUCCCGAUGCGGCGGAAGGCAGCGAGGAUGUAAACGACUUCCUUCAACGAAUUCGGGAACUCGGUGAGAAACGUGACAAGGAAGACGAAGAGCGAACGAAGAAGCUGGAAGAGGAGAUUCUGCAAGGUCGCAAGGAAAGACAGGCUAGGAGAGCUGAGCGAGCACGAUCUAUUUCCCCAACAAAGGAUUCCUCUCCGAUCCUCGACCCCGCUCGACUGAGCAUGUCGUCCUUGAGUCACCGAGCCAUUGAUCCUCCGGAACAGCUUGAGCCGACUACCCCUCGAACCCCAGUCCAUGAUGCCCACAGCGUUUCAAACACAUUUCGAGACGACAAAGUAGCUUCAACAGGAAGUAGUCCAGCGGGGUCGAGACUGGAAGCAAGCGAGGUUGGAGUCUCUCCGAAAGCUUCGCCCACGCUACGGAGCAGGGCCGGAACUUUAUCCUGGCAGCAGCGACCUAGUUCUCGAGACCUUAGUGGAAAUCGUACCUUCUUUUCCACCUCGCCUUCACGCGAGACUCGUUGGAGGGCCAUGUCAAAUGCUUCAGCCACCGAAACCGGAGCGUUAGCUAGCCCCCUGGCAUCUUCGUCCCCAUUGCGAGAGCCGUCCUCUCUGCGCCAGCCUGAGGUAGACGACACGCCAGCGCAAGAAACGCCUUUCAAGGAGGGCAAAGUCGACCAAUCUGAAAACACAAAGACAAAGGCCCCCGAAGCGAUGGAGCAAACGGAAUCAGCCAAGGAGAAUGGCCACCGGGACACAACAGAUGAACAAUCACCGCCUCCGUCGAGAGCUAGCUCAAGCUUUGCAGAUAGCAGUCUGGGGAACCGGUACAGUGUAUCAUCUGUCUCGACAGCCACCGGUCUCGGGUCUCCGCUGCCCCUGUCUAGCGCGCAGAAGUUCGAACCUCCGAAACAGGAAGGAGAGUCUGACAGCCAUAUGGCGUUUCCGGUCUCACCACGGCGACUUUCGCCGGAGCGUUCAACAUCUCCAACAAAAGGCCUAGGUGGUUUUGUUCAAAGUGCCAUGCUGCGACGGUCAGACAGCGUGUCGAAGCGAUGGAGUGCUCAGCUACCGUCAGGGCUUAGCCGGAACAGUUCGUUUGCCAGCAAUCGCAAUAGUUUUGCUGCCCCGAGCAACACUGAUCUCACCGCUACACCCAAACUGAACCGAGAAGGCACUUCUAUAUCGUCCCCACGACCUAGUUCGAGUCACAGUGAGGCGACUAUAGUCCGUCAAGCAAAAGCCGAACAACGUCCCGCAACCCCCCCUGCCUCAAGUAGGAGUGAGAGUUUAAGCAGACCCCCUCUGACUGUACAUGCUAGAUCUAGCAGUAUUAUGAGUGUGGAAUCGCAGGGUGAAGGCGGAUCACGUCCUACGACUCCCGUUUCCAGGACAAUGGAUCAGAGGAGAUGGAGUCCAACCAAAUCUACCUGGCUGGAAAGUGCCUUGAAUAUUUCUGAAUCCCCAAGACAUAAACGGCAACCGUCCCAGCAGUCCAUCUCAUCUUUGAACAAAGAUCGGCAGUCAAGGACUAGUGUGGAUCUAGGACGCCGGAAUAGCUUUAAGGAAGUCAAUACAGUUGGCCUCAUGCGGACUACGCCUCUUGGCGGCCAUGUGAAAAAGCAAAGCCUCUCGGGGAUUCCCAAUGUGCUCAAGACUCCGGAUCUUAGUCCCACUAAAGAAAAGCCGCUGAAUGACGCAAGUCUUAUUAAAGAGGAACCGUCAUUGGAACAGGGGCCUCUCCCAAUCGAGACAACUGUGCCUGGCUCGCCAUUAAAGACUGACGGCGUCGAGACCACUUUCGAAAUGCCCGAAGCUCCUGAAGCGCUUAAUGAAGUAUCUGAGGUACCUGAAGUCGCCAAGGAUUCUGCUGUGCCUGAAGCAGCUGAGAAAAGCCCUGAUGGUGAUCUGAAGCAUAAAAAUAUUCCGCCCGCCUUGUCACCAACUCCUAAGGCCAAUACUGAUGUUCCUGUGCUGUCCCCUCGUCAGCCCAUCCGCGACCCAUUACUGGACCGUCCUAAGCCCCAAUCGCCAGUGGUUGAUUUUAGGGCAAAUCUUCGAAAGCGCGAAGUCGUAAAGGAUCAGUCUUCCACAGCGGAGCCUGAGUUCAAGAAUGUGUUUGGAAAGCUCAGGAAGGCAGAAACGUCAAAUUAUGUCGCACCGGACGAGCUCAAGAAUAACAUACUCAAAGGCAAGGCUGCUCUGAACAUGACUAGUGGCCCAAAGAAAACCCAGAGAGUGGAUGAACUUAAAGAGAGCAUUCUGAAGCAGAAAGAAGCUAUGAAAGCGAACGGGGGCUCCGUUCGACGGAAUACACUUGAGCAAGCGGAAGCUCCCACCGAAGCGGUCCCGGAGGCCAUUAUGAAGCGCCGGCACCUGGCCAAGUCAAGUAUUGACAGGACUAAUUCUCCAGUAGGUAGUCUGUCACCGACUGCAGGAGAGGGUGAAGCGCCGGUGUCUCAAUUACUCCGGCAACCCUCGCCCAUGCUCUCUAGCGACGAAGAAUCUGCCACGACGGCCCAGCAUGCGCAAAGCGCCGUUGAUGAACUCAGGUCUCCUUCAAGCGAACUACCAGAAAAAAACACAGCACCAAUUACAUCAGAUACCGGGGUGAGGGACGAGGCUGCGCGUCAUGACACCAAGGAGUUGGUGGAGGUAAACUCAGAGACAGGGCAAAAGCAACCGACGAUGGAGGCCAUUGAACCGGUGCGUCCUCUGCCACCGGCAAAUACUACGCGAAGUUCACUGCCUGUCAAAGAGGACGUCGUUACUAAAGGUAGCCUCGCAGGCCGAAUAAACCCUGCCCUAGCAGGUCUUCUAUCCCGUGGCCCACCUGCUGUAUCAGACGGCUCGAUAAAACCAAAAGUUCUACCGGCCGCCAGGGAAAGCGCCCUGCCGUCCGACACAGCCAUUUCAGCCCCUGCACUCACCCAUUUGACGAAAGCUCGCGUAAAGGGCCCCAAGAGGCGGCCCCCCAAGGCCAUUCCCGUAGCGGACGAGAAUACAGAGCCGACAGACUUGAGCGUCUCAGCCAAAACUACACCCUCAUCCUCUGAUCUAGAUACGCCUGCUACAAACUUUUCCCCAAAUGAGAAACCGUUGCCCGACACAAGAAGUUGGCCUCUUCCUGAACAAGGUCUCAACGACUCGAAAGCUGCGCCGGGAGCUGAUUCGCCGCAGUCCUCGCUGCCGGUCCCAAGUGUACCUGAGGAACCUAGAGACGUCUUACCACCGGUACCAGAGAAGGAUAAAUACCCGGAUCCGCUACUUUCUACGCCGUCAAAAAGGUCUCCAACCUUGGAGCGAAAGGUUUACGAAGCAGAAAACCAGGGAAAGUCUCCCUCCAUAUCCGCCUUCACUCCAUCUCAGCCAGCCAGCUCUCCGUCAAGUCCUCAAAACAACCAGCCACGAACCUCAUUUACUCACUACUCCUCACCGACACCCUCGCCGCUACGGACUAGUUUCAGGGAGAACCAACCCGUCCCUUCUCCGCGUAUGGGUAGCCCAUACAACUUCCUCAACCGAUCAAGAGAUUCGUCACCGUUCCGAAAGUCCUUGCCCUCUCCGCCUGUUCCCCCUAAAGGAAGCUAUGCUUCUACUGACCAAUUGUCGUCCCCGAGAUCAUCCGUCUCAUUAGUUCCGCAAGCUGAUGAAUCCCUUGAAGCAAUCUCUCAUUUCUUUAAGACGCUUCCACGCUCCAGUGAUCGUGUCAAUAUUGAUCCACAGUUAAUGCUGACCGACAAAGGCGACGGCUUAAGUAUCCGAACGUUGAGAAAGCAGAUAUGGGAAAUUACGGGAGAAGGCAACAAGCAAGAUCUACCGGUUAACCAGGAGUACAUUCUUUACGAAGGCGCAAUGUACUUGUGUGUCCAUUCGUUCGAGGAGGAUGGCAGUCCGAGAACCGAAGUUCAGCUUUGGCGCGGCGAUGAUAUUUGGGGUGGAGCAGUGGAUAGCGCCUUACCUUUCGCACGUAGGGUUGCCCGUGAGAAUAGCUGCAAGUUGGAAAUCAUCAGCCAGGGGAAAGAACCAGCCCGUUUCAUUCAGGCGCUCGGUGGCAUCCUAAUUACACGGCGUGGCUCCAGCUCCCGUUCCAGCUCAUCGGCCAUCUUUAUGCUGUGCGGACGGAAACACCUGGGGCAAAUGGUAUUUGACGAGGUUGAUUUCUCACCGCGUAAUCUGUGCAGUGGCUACCCGUUUGUGAUAUCAGCCAUGUUUGGCAAGGUAUACUUGUGGAAGGGGAAAGGAAGUUCCGCUGAAGAGAUUGGCGCGGCUCGUCUCAUUGGUAUGGACCUUGGACUGACGGGCGAAUUUGAAGAAGUCGCCGAAGGAGAGGAGCCCAGCAGCUUCUACGAGGUUUUUCCUCAACAUAAGGAGACAGAAGAAUAUGCACAAUCCGAAGAUUGGCUUUUGAAACCGGCUCAUGAUCAUUUCCGCCAUCGGUUACUCCGCGUGGACCAUGAGCUUGGCCAGCGAUCGUUUUGGAUCCGACGUCCAGGUUCAUCAUCUCCAGUGAUUCGUCCUAAUGACACAGUCCAGGAGGUCGAGCCAUUCUCGCAGAAGGACCUUUCACCACGGGGUAUCUACAUCCUUGACACUUUCUUCGAGAUCUAUGUGAUCGUGGGCGAACAAGCUUCCAAUAGGCCGGCUGAGUUUGCAUCGGCGGUCGUCUUUGCGCACGAGUACGGAAUUCUGGCCGCUUCACUUCAGGAUCGACCUUUUAUCCCCAGGAGCUUUAUAUCCCUAGGCGGGACGCCCGAGACUUGCCGCAGCGCAUUCCGCAAAUGGACCCGUCGUCCGUUGGAACGACCACCACAGGUAUUCCCAUUGAAUGCUGCGAUUGACGCCAUUCGAUCUUAA